GCAGGUCGGCCGCCUCUCCAGACGCGCGCCUGGGCCAGAGUCGGAGCUGUCGAUCCCGCAGGGCGCGGCGCCGCGAGGCCUGUGCGCGACGGGGAACGCCUGGCCGAGGAGCAGAGCACCGACGCCGCCGCGACCCGUGGCCAGGCGCGCGGCGGAGCUUCGUGGCUUCGCAGAGGCGGUGAGCGGCCUGACGCGCGCGGGCCGCGCGGCGGAGGCGCUCGAGCUGUUCGAGCGGGCGCGGCGUUCUCACGUUGACCCCGACAGGGUGCUGUACAAUCCGAGAGCCAGACGACGGCACGAGCGUGACCUGUCGGGCGUCCGUGGGCGGCUUCUCCGCCAGCGCGGGGCGCCCUCCCCGCAUCCCCGGGGGCGGCACCUCCAGCGCCGCUGCAGGCGCGCUUCGCGCGCCAGCGACGGGCGUGGGGAGGGCGUCUGGGGUGCCGGCGGAGAAGCCGUUCGCGGGCCUCCGGGCGCUCAUGCUCAUGUCUUGCUCUGGCCCUCUGACAAUGCCGCCGUGAGCGCCUGCGAGAAGGCCAGCCGGUGGGACACGGCUCUGUCGCUGCUGAGGGAGAUGCACAUCCUCGGGGCGCUGCGGGACCGCUCCCUGGAUCCAGACGCCGCAACUUACAACGCGGCCGUUGGUGCGUGCGUGGACGGGCAGCAGCCUCUCAGGGCCGUGGACCUCUUCGAGGAGAUGCAGCAGCACGGCCUGCGCCCAGAUGCCAUCUCCUUCGCGUCGGCGGUCGAGGCCUGCCGGCAGACCCGCGAGUGGGCGGCCGCCCUGCGGCUCCUGGAGCGCCUGUGCCACGAGGGCGUCGCCGAGACCACCCGCAGGCUCUCGGAGCCCGGGAGGCGCCUGUGGGAUGUGGCGCUGGCGCUCUUCUGGCGCCUGCGGGCCUCCGGGGCCCACGCCGACGUCACCGCGUGCAACGCCGCCCUCUCGGCGUGCCAGCGGGGGCGGCGCCCCGCGGAGGCCCUGGCGCUCCUGCGGGAGCAGCUCCUCGCCGGCGAAGAGGGCUGCCGCAGCUUCAACGCGGCCAUCGCCUCCUGCUCCCAGGGCAGCGCCUGGCGCCAGGCGCUGCGCCUCUUCCGGGAGAUGCGCCGGCGCGAGGUCGCCCCCGACCUCGUGACGUUCAACAGCACGAUCCACGCUGCCGGCCGGGCUGCUGAGCGCGGCGAGGCGGGCGCCUCAGAGCUCGUGGCCGCUCUGAGGGGGUCGGGCCUGCAGCCAGACCGUGUGACCUUCAACGUGGCCAUCGGCGCGUGCGAGCGGGAGGACCGGUGGACGGACGCGCUCGCCCUGCUCACGGAGAUGGAGCAGCUGGAGCUCCGCCCCAACGUCGUGACCUGCAAUUCGGCGGUGGGUGCCUGCGGCGCGGGGUCGCGCUGGGACCUAGCUCUCUCGCUGGCGGGCUCACUGCCGCUGCGGGGCCUGCGCCCGACGGGCGCCACUUUCGCGGCCGCGGCCGUUGCCUGCGAGCGCGGGCGGCAGUGGCAGCGGGCCGUGGACGUGCUCGCGGAGAUGCCUUGGCAGAGGCUGAAGGCGAACGUCGAAAACUACAACUCAGUGAUCAGUGCUUGCGGGUCGGCGUCUGCCUGGGAGUACGGCACGGCCGUGCUCGCCGACAUGCAAGCACGCUGGGUCGUCCCCGAUCCGGUGACCUACCUGGCGGCGAUCUCGGCCUGCGCGACCGCGGGCUGCUGGGAGCAGGGACUCGCGCUGCUCGACGCGUGCCGUGCUCGCUGCGGUGCGACCCCCCUCGAGGCGUUCAACGCGGCGCUGAGCGCCCUGGAGAAGGGCGGGCAGUGGCAGCGCGCCCUGGCGCUGUUCCGAGGGAUGGGCCGCCCCGCGCGCGGGCGCCCGGCGGCCCCGGCCCCCGACCGCGUGUCGUACCUCGCCGUGCUGCUGGCGCUGUGUGAGGCGGGCCCCGCCGCGGCCGCGGCGUUGCACGCCGUGUACGACGAGGCCGCCGGCGGCGGCGGCGCCCUGGAGCUGCACGGCGACCGCCAGGCGGACGGCGCCCUGCUGCUGGACCUGCACGGCCUGCCGGGGGCCGUGGCGGCGCUCGCCGCCACGAGGGAGCUGGAGCGCGAGCUGUCGCGCAGGGCCUGGUCGGGCGGCGAGCGGGUGGCGGCCUUCAUCACGGGGCGGGGCCGGCGCAGCGAGGGCGGCGAGGCGGUGCUGCGCGGCAGGGUGCUGGCGGCCCUGCGCGGGCGCCCCGGCGCGGAGGCGCUCGUGGACGCCGCGAAUCCCGGCUGCGUGGUUGCCUGGGCGGCGGGGAACCAGGCGCUCUUGGCGCUGCGUAGUCAGCCUGUGGCGCCGCCGUGCCGUUCGGGAAAUGUGACCGACUUUCCG
Messenger RNA from Prorocentrum cordatum, 2356 nucleotides. The record is from the annotation of a GenBank genome assembly. Lineage: Eukaryota; Dinophyceae; Prorocentrales; Prorocentraceae.